Molecule: messenger RNA, 2557 nt
Organism: Paramecium octaurelia
Lineage: Eukaryota; Ciliophora; Oligohymenophorea; Peniculida; Parameciidae
Source: the annotation of a GenBank genome assembly
AUGGGAAACUCUAGGAUAUUUCAAAGAUCAGAAUAAUUGUAAAAAUUUGAAUAAGAAAAAGAUUUGUAUGAAGUCUUUGCUUCAGUAUAAAACUUUGACAAAUAUAUUUUCACUGUCUUAUUUGAAAUCUUGAAAAAAGAAAAGAUUGAGGACUCCCUUUAAUUUCUUUAAGAAGAGAUAAAUCAACAGAAAGUUGAAUAAUAUUUAUAACAGAAAUAAAAUAUUUAACAAAUAAAGAUAGAAUGUGGAAAAAAAAAUGAAAUUUGGAAAAUUACUAAUUUUCUCAACAAAAUUAAAGAACAUGAAUUUAAUAAAGCUAAUUACUCUCUAGAUUAAUACAAAUAAAUUAAAGAAGAUCUCAUCACAAAUAUAUCAAAUAAUAACAAGAUCAUAGAAUUGCUAAAGUUUAUAGUUUAUCUUACUGCCUUAGAUGAGAGAUACAUAUAGUGUGGGUCAAAUGCCCUUCAUUUAUUAGUUGAAAUGAAGGCUGAUUUGAAGGAAUAAUCUUUUGAAAAUAUUAGAAUUAGAGAUACAUCACUUUUAGGAGCAAAUUUAGUGAGGUGCGACUUAAGUGGGUCUGAAUUUGAAAAUGUGAUUAUUAGUGGAAUGAAUUUGAAUGGAGCUAAAUUAUUUAAUUGUAAAUGGAGAAAUCUAAGAAUAAAUGAGGUGAUGAUAUUAAAUGGUCAUACUAGCUAAGUCAAGUCGGUUUGCUUUUCUCCAGAUGGUAAGUCAUUAGUUUCUUACAGUAAUGAUAAUUCUAUAUGUUUCUGGGAUAUUAGAACAGGAAAAAUAAAAUUUGCAAUAAAAGGAGAGAAGAAUGUAAUAUCAGCAUGCUUCUCGCCUAAUGAGACCAUUAUAGCUUCUUGCAGUGGCAAAUUUGUGUAUAUUUAGAAUCUUAAAACACGGAAAUAAAUAUAAAAAUUCUUCAAUCAUACUGAAACCGUACAUUCAGUCUGUUUCUCUCCUGAUGGUACUGCAUUAGCAUUUGUUAGUGGAGAUAACUCUAUCCGUUUAUUGGAUGUUAAGACAGGUUAAUAAAAACUGAAUGGUGAUGUUCAGACUAGUUUUAUUUAAACACUCUGCUUCUCUCCUGAUGGUACCACAUUAGCAUCUGGUAGUGUAGACAACUCUAUCCGCUUAUGGGAUGUUAAGACAGGCUAACAAAAAGCAAAAUUUGAAAAUUAAUCGACUUGUGUUAAAUCAGUCUGUUUCUCUCCUGAUGGUACCACAUUAGCAUCUGGUAGUGUAGAUAACUCUAUCCGUUUAUGGAAUGUUAGCACGGGAUAAUAACAAGCUAAAUUAGAUGGUCAUUCAAAUGAUGUCAUGGCAGUUUGUUUCUCUCCUGAUGGUACUACAUUAGCAUCUGGCAGUAAUGAUAACUCUAUCCGUUUAUGGGACGUUAACACAGGAUAAUUAAAACCCAAAGUAGAUGGUCAUACUUGGAUAGUUAAUUCAGUCUGUUUCUCUCCUGAUGGUUCUACAUUAGCAUCUGGUAGUUAUGAUAACUCGAUUCGUUUAUGGAAUGUUAAGACGGGAUAAUAAAAGGCUCAUUUUAAUAGUCGUUCUAGCACAGUUAUAUCAGUCUGUUUCUCAUAUGAUGGUACUAUAUUAGCAUCUGGUUGUUCAGAUAAUCUUAUCCGUUUAUGGGAGGUUAAGACAGGAUAAUAACAAGCCAAAUUACAUGGUCAUACGAACCAAGUUAAUUCACUCUGUUUCUCCUCUGAUGGCACUACAUUAGCAUCUGGUAGCAAUGAUAAAUCUAUCCUUUUAUGGAAUUUUAAGACAGGAUAACUAAAAGCUAAAUUAGAUGGUCAUUUAAAUUACGUCAAGUCAGUUUGUUUCUCUCCUGAUGGUACUACAGUAGCAUCUGGUAGUUAUGAUCACUCUAUUCGCUUAUGGGAUGUUAACACAGGAUUAUAAAAAGCCAAAUUAGAUGGUCAUUCAAAUUAUGUCAUGUCAAUCUGUUUCCCUUCUGAUGGUACUACAUUAGCGUCUGGUAGUUCAGAUGGCUCGAUUCGUUUAUGGGAUGUUAAAACAGGACAAUUAAUAGUCAAAUUAGAUGGUCAUUCAUCAACAGUUUAUUCAAUUUGUUACUCUCCUGAUGGUACUACAUUAGCAUCUGGUAGUUAUGAUAAGUCUAUCCGCUUAUGGGAUGUUAAAACAGGAUAAUAAAAAGCCAAAUUAGAAGGUCAUUCAAAUUAUGUGAUGUCAGUCUGUUUCUCUCCUGAUGGUUCUACAUUAGCAUCUAGCAGUUAUGAUAACUCUAUCCGUUUAUGGGAUGUUAACACAGGAUAAUAUGAAGCCAAAUAAGAUGGUCACAUUCUUGCUUUCCCUCUUGAUGGUACUCUUCUAGAAAGUGGUAUUUGUGUUUCGUUAUUAUUUAGUUACCUUUCCUAUUACAAUUCUUAGAAUUCCCUCAAGUUUCAAUUUAGAAGCAUAAGGAGCAAUAAUCCUAAAAGGAAUGUUUAUAGAUUAUAAUGGAUAUGAUUUAAAAUCAUUAUUUAAAUUAAAAGGCAGUUUAAUUUUAGAGACCUCUGUUGAAUAGAAACAUAAUUGA